Nannospalax galili (Upper Galilee mountains blind mole rat) is the source of this 2443-nucleotide messenger RNA. It is a transcript of the gene Cisd2, whose product is annotated as CDGSH iron sulfur domain 2. Gene Ontology annotation, molecular function: 2 iron, 2 sulfur cluster binding. The coding region runs from base 1742 to 2149 and encodes 135 amino acids. Gene Ontology annotation, biological process: autophagy of mitochondrion; regulation of autophagy. The record is from RefSeq and is a predicted model, not a curated record. Gene Ontology annotation, cellular component: mitochondrial outer membrane; intracellular membrane-bounded organelle. The transcript has 3 exons. Lineage: Eukaryota; Metazoa; Chordata; Mammalia; Rodentia; Spalacidae.
UGUAGUAUAGCAGACAGGUGGAGUUUAUUAAGAUAAUGUGGACCCUCACAAGGGAUGGAGUGGGCAGUGGUCAAAGGGACCUUGCAGAGGCCAAGAAACAUUUUCAUGGGGUGAUGACACAGCACAAUCAUGGUGGCAAACGCCUUUAAUCCAAGGAUUCUGGAGGCAGAGGCAGGGGGAUCUCUGUGAGAUGGAAUCUAGCCUGGUCUUCAUAGCAAGUUUCAGUUCAGCUGGGGCUACAGAGAGACCCUGUCUUAAAAAAAAAAAAACAACCAAAAGAAAAAACAGAAACUCCAAACCCAACACUUCCAUGGGGUGACAGUGGACAAUAGCCAGAGAAACUCAUUACAAGUUUAAAUAGGCUUGUACUAUUUAACUUUCUGGAACAGACAACGUUCCUGAGGGGCACUUUCCUGUUAGGUGACUGACAGGCCCAUCUGGAUUAACUCUUAUGGCCGUGGAACAAUGGUUAAGUCUUUGUUCUUCACCAGAAAGCUCUCUUCUUCUGCAGUACACAGCAACCUUAUGAUAUUUUGGGCAGUUUAAGAGUAUCACAUCUUCACCCGGGGCUAGAGAUGGGACUUAGAUCCCAGUUUUGUGACAAGUAAUCAGAGUCCUGCAAUGAAAAGUUCCUGCUUUUGUAAACUGCAGGUUUUGAGUGAGAGGUCCACCCUGAGUGACCUUCAAGACUGCUAAUUUGACUAGCUAACAGUACGCUGCUGGUCCAGAGGAGGGCCGGAAAUAAUGGGGUAUGGUGCUCAGGCAUCAACCUCACAAUGACUUUAUUACCUUUGUUUGUUGUGACAGUGUCUCUCUGUAGCCUCAGCUGGCAUAGAACUCGCUAUGUAGACCAGGUUGGCCUCGCUCUCAGAGAUUAUCCUGUCUCUGCCCCUGAGUGCUGCGAUUAAAGAAGUGUGUUAUCGCGCCCGGCGGGUGCCUUACGCUGGAUAUUCUGACUUCAGUCAAAAUAAGUACGACUUCAGGUACUUUCGAAGAAGCCGGCUUCUACAAACUAACAGAGCUGGGGCGAUCGCAGCGUUUGGAAGGUGGAGACAAGAGGAAGAGAAGUUCCCAGACAGCGUCCGCUACACUGUAACCCAGCUGGAAGCCAGCCUGGGUUACAGCGGACUGUCAAACAAACAAAAGAUACAGGGGAGGUAAAACGCCAUUUUCCUGAAAGUUUUCGUUAGCUGACCUGCAAAAAGGGCUGAAAAUAUCUAAGCAAGGCCUAUCAUGGCUGUCAGGCCGGGUAGAGGGAGCAGUGGGCAGUUCUUGCUUUGGGCAGGUCUUUUCGAGGAGGUGCGGUGGCAGCUGAGGCUCCGGGGAACUCGGUGCUAGGUCAGCGGGUACCUGGUCGGGGCACCCCCGCUUCGGGAAGGAGCCGGUACACGGACGGAGAGACUCACUUGUGGAAGGCGGCUUCCAGUGAGCAGGCGCGGUCAGUGCUAGCCCCCGCCCGGCGAGCUUUCCGCGGCCCGCCGGCUUCCGCAGACGUCAAAGGUCCUGUGAGCGCUCCCUUCAAACCACUGGUCCAGGGCAGGCCAGCUCCGCGAGCCCGCGGCCCGCGCCAUGCACGUCACUCUGCGCGCGCCAAUCGCCGCCAGGCCGUCGCUCUCCCCGCCGCCCCGGCCCCUCCCGCGCCGCCGAGCCCGCGACCUCCCGCCGGGCCUUCGGCUCUCGCGCAGGCGCGGCAGCCGCCGAGCUGUUGGGGACGCGGGCGCGGAGCUGACGGGCCGACAGGAUGGUCUUGGAGAGCGUGGCCCGCAUCGUGAAGGUGCAGCUGCCCGCCUACCUCAAGCAGCUGCCGGUCCCGGAGAGCAUUACCGGCUUCGCUCGCCUCACAGUUUCAGAAUGGUUUCGGUUAUUGCCAUUCCUUGGGGUACUUGCUCUUCUUGGCUACCUUGCAGUUCGUCCAUUCCUCCAGAAGAAAAAACAACAGAAGGAUAGUUUGAUCAACCUUAAAAUACAAAAGGAAAAUCCCAAAGUGGUGAAUGAAAUAAACAUUGAGGACCUAUGUCUCACCAAAGCAGCUUAUUGUAGGUGUUGGCGUUCUAAGACGUUUCCUGCCUGUGAUGGGUCCCAUAAUAAACACAAUGAAUUGACAGGAGAUAACGUGGGUCCACUUAUACUGAAGAAGAAAGAAGUGUAACAGUGGCCUUGGCUCCACUGUGUGCCCUAAAACCUUGCAGUGACAUCUUCUCACUCGUUGUGCAUAGAAAAUCUUUGAUGGUAGUUCUGAUUACCAACCUGGUUGAAUAAUUAUUUCUGCCAGUUAUUUUCCUGCUACACUACUGCUUAUAUUUGAUGCUUUGUCAUGUUUCAUUGUGACUUCAAGAAUUGAUGUUUCUUUCAACAAUAAAAUCAUUACUUCUUAUUUUGAUUAAUAGGGAAUUUAAAUUUUGGCAGUGGGUCCAAAAUUUUUUUUUUUAAUAUUUCAACAGAA